Messenger RNA from Drosophila ficusphila, 3743 nucleotides. It is a transcript of the gene dx, whose product is annotated as protein deltex. Lineage: Eukaryota; Metazoa; Arthropoda; Insecta; Diptera; Drosophilidae. Gene Ontology annotation, molecular function: zinc ion binding; ubiquitin protein ligase activity. The record is from RefSeq and is a predicted model, not a curated record. Gene Ontology annotation, biological process: protein ubiquitination; Notch signaling pathway. Gene Ontology annotation, cellular component: nucleoplasm. The transcript has 4 exons. Bases 350 to 2590 code for a protein of 746 amino acids.
UUAGCGCUUUCUUCUGUUGUCUCUCGCCAACUCGCUGCCCAAAAAAUAUUUCUCACCUGCGCUUGCGCUAAAUGCUAAAUAAACCGACUUUUAGCCGUUAAACGCGAGUGCCUAAGCCAAACUAAACCCAAUCGGAGUGACUAGAAAGUGGAGUGCGAAGGCCCAGAAAAAUGAAAGCCGCGGAAAAACAGGGCUAGCAAACGCAGGCACCAGGCCACCAUUUUUAAUUUCUUUGUUUAUUUUGUGCCCAUCUUCGCGAGCGAAAGAGACAGAGCGAGAAAGACAGAGGAGGAGUUGGAUAUUGAAAUGGAAAUGGAGUGAGCGCAGGGACAACGGAUAGAUUCCAGCCAUGGCCAGCAGCGCUGGAAGUGCGGGAAGUAUUUCCGGAUCGGUGGUUUCCGGCGGAGGAGGCGGAUCCGCCGCCUCCAGCUGUGGGACCAUGGCCCUGUCCUCCGCCGGAUCCGGUGUUCCGCCCGUGAACCACGCCCACGCCGUCUGCGUGUGGGAGUACGAGUCGCGGGGCGGCAAGUGGUUGCCGUACUCCCCGGCCGUCUCGCAGCACCUGGAACGGGCCCACGCCAAGAAACUGACCCGUGUCAUGCUGAGCGAUGCGGACCCCAGCCUGGAGCAGUACUACGUCAACGUGCGCACCAUGACCCAGGAAUCGGAGGCAGAGUCGGCCGGGUCCGGACUCCUCACCAUCGGAGUGCGCCGGAUGUUCUACGCCCCCAGCUCGCCGGCGGGCAAGGGCACCAAGUGGGAGUGGUCCGGCGGCAGUGCCGACAGCAACAACGACUGGCGGCCCUACAACAUGCACGUCCAGUGCAUCAUCGAGGACGCCUGGGCGAGGGGCGAACAAACCUUGGACUUGUGUAAUUCCCACAUCGGCCUGCCCUACACCAUCAACUUUUGCAAUCUCACCCAGUUGCGUCAGCCCAGCGGUCCGAUGCGCAGCAUCCGGCGAACCCAGCAGGCGCCAUAUCCUUUGGUUAAACUCACGCCACAGCAGGCGAACCAACUCAAGUCGAAUUCCUCCAACGGGAGCACCCAAUAUAACACUCUUCCCAAACUGGGAGACACCAAGAGUCUGCACAGAGUACCAAUGAACCGGCAGCAACAUCCACUGCCCAAUAGCCAUCAACUGCAACAGCAGCAGCAGCAACAACAGCAGCAGCAACAUCAGCAGCAGCAGCAACAUCAGCAGCAGCAACAUCAUCACCAGCAGCAUCAGCAGCAGCAGCAGCAUCAUCAUCAGAUGCAGCACCAUCUAAACCACCACCAGACGGCGCCAAGGAAACCACCGAAAAAGCAUAGCGAGAUCUCCACCACCAAUCUGCGACAGAUACUGAACAACCUGAACAUCUUUAGCAGCAGUACGAAGCACACGAACAUGGCGACGGCGGCCAGUGCCAGUUCGUCCUCCUCAUCGGCCUCCUUGCACCACGCCAAUCACCUGUCGCACGCCCACUUCUCCCACGCCAAGAACAUGCUGACUGCCUCGAUGAACAGCCACCACAGCCGCUGUUCGGAGGGAUCGUUGCAGUCGCAGAGGAGCAGCCGGAUGGGCUCGCAUCGCUCGAGAUCGAGGACGCGUGCCUCGGACACGGACACGAAUAGCGUGAAGUCGCAUCGCCGGAGACCCAGCGUGGACACCGUGUCCACCUACCUCAGCCACGAGAGCAAGGAGAGCCUGCGCAGCAGGAACUUUGCCAUUUCGGUGAACGACCUGCUCGACUGUUCGCUGGGCAGCGACGAGGUGUUUGUGCCCUCGCUGCCGCCCUCGUCGCUGGGAGAACGGGCGCCGGUGCCGCCGCCUCUGCCACUGCAUCCGCGACAGCAGCAGCAGCAGCAACAACAGCAGCAACAGCUGCAGAUGCAACAGCAGCAGGCGCAACAGCAGCAGCAGCAGCAGCAAUCAAUCGCCGGUUCGAUUGUGGGCGUGGACCCGGCCAGCGACAUGAUUUCGCGAUUCGUCAAGGUGGUGGAGCCACCGCUGUGGCCCAAUGCCCAGCCGUGCCCCAUGUGCAUGGAGGAGCUGGUGCACUCCGCCCAGAAUCCGGCCAUCUCGCUGAGUCGCUGCCAGCACCUGAUGCAUUUGCAGUGCCUCAACGGGAUGAUAAUUUCCCAGCAGAAUGAAAUGAACAAGAACCUGUUCAUCGAGUGCCCCGUGUGCGGAAUAGUUUACGGCGAGAAGGUGGGCAACCAGCCCAUCGGCAGCAUGUCCUGGAGCAUUAUCAGCAAGAAUCUGCCGGGACACGAGGGCCAGAACACCAUACAGAUCGUUUACGACAUUGCAUCGGGCCUGCAGACGGAGGAGCAUCCGCAUCCGGGACGAGCGUUCUUCGCCGUGGGAUUUCCACGCAUCUGCUACUUGCCGGACUGCCCGCUGGGGCGAAAGGUGCUGCGCUUUUUGAAGAUCGCCUUCGAUCGGCGGCUGUUGUUCUCCAUCGGACGAUCGGUGACCACUGGGCGCGAGGAUGUGGUGAUCUGGAACAGCGUGGAUCACAAGACGCAGUUCAACAUGUUCCCGGACCCCACCUAUCUGCAGCGCACCAUGCAGCAGCUGGUGCACCUGGGCGUGACGGAUUAGUGGAUCCUCCUUCCCAAAAGAACCAACCACAACCACCCACCCACCGAAGUCCCUGAACAGAAUAGGAAACCCUCACCUCGACCACUCUCUUCCAUUCGUUGAUAAGUUACUUCCUACAUAAUCUCAGUGUGUGUGCAAUCCUCGUUUACUAUGAUAUAUUUUUUUUAUAGAUAUAUUGUAAUAGCGUUCGAGCUGCUCGAACCCUAAACAACAAACAGCAAACCACAAUUGCAAUUGUAGCUUCCUUUCCGCUCUUCCAAUUCGUAUUUGUACGCACUUAGCCAAUAAGGACUCAUAUGAAUCAUAUGUAUUAGCUAGACUAGUUUAGUGUUUAGUGUUACGUUUAGUUCCCAAGACACCUAAUAGUAUUAGGCAUUAUCCUGAUUUCAGAUUCAGAUUUCAAUUCAAGCCACGUCACGCCAUCCCUCAAGCAUUCGAGUGUAAGCUGUGCCAAAAUCGUAGUGCUCCCACGUAGGAUAUGUAAAUUGUUGAUAUAGAUAGCAUGUACAACCGUCGCCCAUCCCUCCGUCUCUCUCGAUUUCGAAUUUUUCAACUUUUUUUUUAUCAGCUCUGUGCGUAAAAUUGCUAUAGGAUUAGAUUAAUCGUAUUAAAAGAGAGAUGACUGGCGAUGGGCGGACUCGAUAGACUUGUCUCACUCGUCUUGGCCAUUUAAUCUCUUCCAUUCAGCGAAUUUGAUGUGAUUUUAAUUUGAAUUAUUGAUUAAUAAACAGAGGGAGCUUAGUUGUAAAUCGACAAGAUAUUCCAUUAUAUAUUAUAUAUAAACAAAAGGCAUACAUUUAUCAUACCGCAUACCACAUACCGCAUACAAUUAUUUUUUUAAUCGAAUCUUUUGCACACAUUUGAUGAAUUGUUGCUUUCAUAUUGAUAUCAUCGAACAUCGCCAAUAUAUAUAUACAUAUAGCCUAUAUAGCAUAUAGUUUUUAGACAGAUCGUACGAACAGUAGCCGGCGGCUUUUGUCUGCGUCACCGUAUUCGAUUUGAUAUAAUUUUACUAUGUUGUAUUUAGCACUGAUUAGUUUUUAGUGUUCAUUUUCCACAACAAAUUCCACACCAUAAAUAUAUGCAUAUUAUAAUACAUAUAUACAGUACAUCAAUAUAUAGUUCAAAUAAAGUAACUUCAUUUAUGUUCAAA